UUCAGGAUCGCAAGCGAAAGAAAGGCGAACGACGAUGUGGACCUUGUUGCUCACUUCAGAGCUGAAGAACUUAUGGCGGUCAAAGCUUAGUAAAAUUGUGUGUCGUCCUCAUAAAACAAGCAUAGGUAGUGACAGUGAUGGCACAAGAGGUAUCGUCUGUAGGUAUAGCUGUGACACAAAGAAACCUAGACAUUUGUCGUCAUCGACACUAACAAAUACGUUGGAUUUGUCAAAUUCUUUAUUUCAUCGGAAGCACGGAGGGAUAUUAGUUCGUGAUCGGAAGCUUGCCAGUACAAAAGUCGUCUCCCAAAAUGAUGGAGACGUCUUUUCCAGAAGAAAGACUUCCUGGCGAUCAUACGUACAUAGUCAUUUUGAACGCACUCACACUGAUACAGCAGGAUGCGAGAAAAAUAAAGCAGUAUCUAACCUGAGUAUUUUUCUCAUGACUGUUUUUGGAGUAGUUUUAUUUCAUGUCGCAAAGCGGACCAAAGAAUCAUUUUGUGAAGAAGAUGUAAGAGAGGAAGGCAAAGAAAUAGACGGAGAAAUAAAGAACUAUCAAAAUGGCUUGAAGAUAGCUAGCAGUACUAAUUCCAGUGCAAGCAGGUAUGACCAAAGGCAACACAUUUCCUUGGAGGAAGCUAUUAAGCAGGCAAAAGAUCUUUGUCAAAGAGUAAAGGAUGAAUCCGGAUCACCAGGACUAGUAAUGGCUGUCAGCGUUAAUGGAAAAAUUGUGAUGUCUGAUGGUUUUGGAUUUGCUGAUGUAGAGAAUCGAGUACCAUGCACACCUGACUCAGUAAUGCGUAUUGCUAGUAUUAGCAAAUCCCUGACCAUGACAGCUGUUGCUAAGGCAGUGGAGAAUAAUAUACUUGAUCUGGACAAACCUGUACAAGAAUAUGUGCCCCAAUUUCCAGAGAAAGAAGUUAAUGGAGAAAAGGUCACUGUCACAACACGACAGCUGGUGUCCCAUCUUGGGGGUAUUCGCCAUUAUGACAAAAAGUACAUGCAAAAAGAUGGAACAAAAAAUUUAGAAGGAAAGACUUUGAAAAAUGAUAAUGAAGGGCCUUAUCCUGAAGUCACAGAAAAAUCAAAGGUCAGCCGUGCUAAUCCAUUCAAGAACUUGAAACUGACCAAGGAGUUUGAGCAGAAAGAGUAUUUUAUCAGGAAACACUAUGCAUCUGUUGAGAAAUCUCUGGAUAUUUUUAAAAAUGAUCCACUUGUUCACAAGCCAGGCACUAAGUUUUUGUAUACAACACAUGGAUGGACAUUAGUAGCAGCAGUACUAGAAGGGGCAACAAAGCAGAAAUUUCCAGAUUUGAUGAUCAAACUGUUCAAAGACCUUGGACUAGAAAAUACCUACUUAGAGAAAAAUCAGCCUAUUAUCUACAAUAGAGCCAGGUUCUAUGCUCGAAGCAAGAAAAACCAGCUGGUGAAUGCUCCAUAUGUGGAAUGCUCUCACAAGUAUGCCGGCGGUGGUAUGAUGUCAACAGCACCAGAUCUUGUCCGCUUUGGAAAUGCCAUGCUCUACAGCUAUCAGCUUCCAGACACAAUUAAUCUUGAGCAGAAUAGAGAAACAGAGAGAAGCGGAGAUGCUGAUAACAUUGGUGAGUCUACAUCAGAUCGUAGACUGCCAGGAUACCUCAAGAAAUCCACCAUGCAGCAGAUAUGGUCACCUGUUUCCCUUGCUAAAUAUAAAGUGGUUGAUGAUGGAUUCUAUGCUAUGGGUUGGGCUGUUGUGCCCGAGCAACAAGAAGUAGGCAGUGGUCGAAAGGGGCACUUUUAUGUAUCCCAUACAGGAGGUGCAGUUGGAGCGUCCAGUGUUCUGCUAAUCAUACCCUCUACAAAAAAUGCUGAACUUGGAGAAAUCAGCUGCACUCCCCCACAAGGUGUGGUGGUAGCAAUGAUAGUCAACAUGAUUUCAGUUAGCCUCCUGGGGACUGCUUUGAAAAUUGCCAAGCUAUUUGAAGAAGUUUCUGUUUGAUGGAAAUUCACACCUUUAAUCCUAUUAAUUGCAUUAUUAUUUUUUUUAUUUUUAUUAAGGACUGUAUUUUUAAACAGGUUGCUGUGAUAAAGACUUCUAUCCAGUUUUGAGAAAGCCAUCAUUCUUAUAUGUACUGGUCAGUCUCAGUUCACAUGCACUCAGAACGGAUUGUACUUUAUAUGUGCAAUUCCUUGUUUUACAUCCGGAAACAACUUAUUUGCAAGUGAUACUUGGCAUUAAAUAACUUGCAAAUCAAAUAUGACAGAUUAGAGAUAAAUGUAAAAAUCUCUUAAAGGGCUGGUUCAUGCAAGGAAGAAGAAUGCUGAGGGAACACAUGCAGAUUAACAGGUAAAAAUUUUGUAAAGAAAAUAAAUUAGUUCUAAAUCGAGAAUAAAUGGGUGAGAAAAAUAAGCAGUUCAAAAUGUCCUUAACUUUUCUGUGCUGUUGGGUUUGAGAAUAAUUAAACUAGGGAUUGCAUAGGGCUGGUAAAAACAAAACCAAUCAGAAUGCAUUAAACAGUUCUUACCCAAGUCUUUUAAUGAUAUAACUUGAUGAAAGUAUAUUGUGGCAUCUGUUGUUUUGGCUUUGUUACUGAUGAUGUAUAUCAAACAAAAUUGUUUAUGAAUACCCAGGGCUUUUAGAGGGCAGUCUGGUGGUGCAAAGGUUAGCGCCUGUCACUAAUACAUUGAGGGUUGGCUGUCCUGGUUCAGUUCUUGCCUUAGGCUUACUAUUCUUUCUUUUGCAUGUGGUGUAUUUUACAGGGCUGGCUGUCUUGCUAUGAUAUAGCCUUAGUUGCUGGCUUGGCAUAAAACAUCAAUUUCUCUGUUCCCCUCCCACAGGGCUUUCAGUGUGUAUUUUGUAUAAAUGGAACAAACGCUCACUCACAUGUGGGAAAGAAAAUGUAUGGUUUGUUUCAAACACCAGAUACACCUAAGUUUGAUUUUGAUUCUUUUUAUUUUAUUGAUUUUCUGGGUAUGCAGAUUUAGUUAAAUAAGUUUGAUGUUUGUGACAUAUUGCAGG
This is a messenger RNA of Pomacea canaliculata, 2998 nucleotides long. RefSeq names its product serine beta-lactamase-like protein LACTB, mitochondrial. The coding region runs from base 35 to 1978 and encodes 647 amino acids. The record is from RefSeq and is a predicted model, not a curated record. The transcript has 6 exons. Lineage: Eukaryota; Metazoa; Mollusca; Gastropoda; Architaenioglossa; Ampullariidae.